AUGAUGGAGUAUACUAAAGUGAUAGAUAAAGAAAAUGAAGAAAUUAUUGCAGAAGAUAAAAUAAGGAAAAAGAAACUUGGAAAAGUAGAGAAUGCAAGGGAAAGGAUGAUAACAAAACUGUCAAAUGAAAGAAAAAGUGAAUUGGAAAAUGUAGAGUGGGAACAAGUCUCAAAAGAAAACUUUGUGAGCAGUCAAAAGAAACUAUUGGAAGAGCUUGUUGAAGAUGAAGUACAAAUCAUCCACAUAGAAGAAAUGUUCCAAGGUAAUGAAAGAGCAGUUGAGAAUAGGGGUGGUAAAGUUGAGAGGGAAAGGAAGAAAAAGCUAAAGAGAUUAAAGAGCAGAGCAAAACAGAAUACAAACAUGGAAAAUGUAUCAUAUGGUCCCUUGAGCAGAGAGGUUGCUGAUUUUGAUGGUAACAAUAUUGAACAAAGUAAUGAAAAUGAAACUAUAGGAAGAAUCAAGAAAAAAGUUACCAAAUUGUUAAUUGACAGUGAAGAGGAAGAAUUUGAAAACGUCAAUGGAAAAGCAAGUGGUGAACUGGUUAUAAAUAGUGAUAUGAAUAAAUUGAAUUGGUGUAUUGAAGAUGAUUCUGAAGAAGAAGAUGAAGAAGAUAAAAAUUUUAUUGUUGAUGAUAAUUAUGUUAGUUAUGAUGAAAAUGCCACAAGUGAUGAGGAGUAUGAAGACACCGAGUGUAGCAGUGAUGAUGACAGUGGUAGUGAUGAUAAUGAAGACUGCACUGAAGAAGAAGAAGAGGAGGAGGAGGAAGAAGAAGAAAAACUGCAAUGUUUGACAGCGAGACAGAGAAAAAAGAGAAUGGCAUUGCAAUUUUUUGACAUGGAAGCAGAGGAAGGGGAAGAGACUGAUAUAGAAGAUGAAGAGGAAGAGACAAGUAGUGAAGAUGAUGAUAGUGAUGGCAAAGAUGGUGUAGAAGGAGUAGAACAGUUUAUUGAUUCUGAAGCAAAAGAAGAAAUUACAUUUUUGAGAAGAAAGAAAAAAGUUCAAGUAAUUGAUAGUGAAGAAGAAGGAGAAGAAAAAGAAGAAGGAAAAAAGCAGGAAAAGUGCCCCCAAGCAGAGAGCCUAGAGAAAACUAUGCAUAUUAUGAAAAAAUUAACUAGGAUUAUGACAGUAGGUGUUUUGAAAGGUAAAACAAUAAGAAAACAAAAAACAAUUAUCAGUAAAGAAAUUGAAGACAAAGAGCAUGAUUCUGAAGUAAGAAUCAGAAUGAAUGAAUCGAAUGACUUCACUGUAAGAGCUGUAAAAGAAAACAAAAGACCUGAUGGAAAACGUGCGAGUCAGAAGAGAGAGGAGUUGCGAAUUCAGCUGAAAGUGGGGGAAGAAAUUAGAGACAUAUUAGGGGAGGAUAAAUUAGGAAAGAGAAAACGAAGAAAGAGUGCUACAGAUUGGGGAAGGGGUUAUGCAAGUGAUUCUGAGUAUGUAGAAGCCAAAAAACCAAGGGUGGAAACAAAUAAUUUAUUUCAAUUGUAG
Gryllus bimaculatus (two-spotted cricket) is the source of this 1485-nucleotide messenger RNA. The record is from the annotation of a GenBank genome assembly. NCBI's taxonomy places the organism in Eukaryota, Metazoa, Arthropoda, Insecta, Orthoptera, Gryllidae.